AUGACUAUUUGCCUGAAUUGAAGAACGGAAUCCAGAUAUUCUAGCUUGGUAAAUGUUGCAUCUGAUGAAAAGAUCUUUGCACAGAUGUCUCGGGCAACAUGGGCCAUGGCCAGCUCUGAAAGGGGAAAUGGAGCGAAACGACUGGGGCGAAAUGGUUAGGGAGCGAAACGACCGGAUACCCCAACGAAAACGUCCGAAGUAGCUUCGGGUGUUUCCGUGAGUGAGCAUAGCAACAGCAUCAACAACAAUACCGGCAGCUGAUCCGUUUGCACCCUCCAACAUCAUCAAAAUUUAUUAGUUUUUACAUAGCAGGUGAAUUUUUUCAAUAGUUCACAGGUGUUAUAACGUCACAGACGUAAAGAUGAAUCAAAAACCGCAAGAAAUAGGAUGGAUGUACCACAUGGCACCAAAGUCGCGUGUAGAUGAUGAUCCAGAAAGCUACCCACCACCAUCUCAGAUCCCCGGGCUUAACGGUGAAGAAAUCAUUCAAGAUGAAAAUGAGGGUGUGCGAGGUUGGAUCAAAGACACCGACUCGAAAUACAUACGCCUGGCAAAACAGGGUGGGAGACCAGACCUCCUCCGAUUCAAAGAGAAUUUCUCUCACAGUAAGGAGCCAAGGGGUUACCCACGGUGUGAAUGGUUUUAUAUUGAAGACAAUAAGAUGGACGAUGCACAACAGGGAAUAGGACAAGAGGACCAAAGCCAAGGCCGGCCAUAUGUUCCGAAACUUCCUGAGUACAUGGUCCAUGAAGCAUACGUCCCCUCAGCAUCUUCACCACAACAAGAUCCUGGCAAAUUCCGUCCAAAACGGUUACCUUAUGCCGAAAACACUGAGUCUGUUUACGAGCGCGAUGGACGGUCAGCGACGGAUAAGACGAUGCGGAUCCCAGAAGCACGGAAACCAGGAUAUGGCAUACGGAGCGGGAAUGAUGAGGGGAAAGUGAAGAAGACCCCAAUGCCGGAGAGAGCUAAGAAUGCAACAAGAGGAGAGGCUCGUCCUGAUCAUAUGCCAGAGGAUGAAUCGGCACCAAUCAUGGGCAAACUUCUGGCCGGGACGUAUGAACAGGAAUGGCACGACCGUUGCCAUCAGUGGCAGAGUCAACAGGGUAAAGCUAAGCCAAAGGUCGAAGUAAAGACGAAGAAAGCUGAUGCAAUGCCACAGUCAGUCUACAGAGAGGCAUUCGCUCCGCCGCCACAGAAGAGAGAGAUUAAACAUGGUCGUAGAUCCGCCGGUGCUGCAGAUCAGAAACACCGUGACCAGUCGGGUGAGGGUGACAAUGAAAUCAAUCGGGAGAUUCACAAGAUGGAAAAGGAUCUAGAAAAUAAGGAACUGUUCAAACUGAGCAAAUUCAAGAAUGUCCCAUCGAAGCUGGAUACAAACAGACAUCCACAAAGAGCACAGAAAACAGAGGGUUUUGUUUACUAGACUGUUGAAAUUUUACUGCUGUAAGUUGUGUACAAUCAACAAGUUGGUUGGGGCAAAGUCGGAAAGCUGAACGAAUUUCAAGCUUGUAAUUAAUGAGGUUGGAGCUAUUGGUGCCUGUCAUGCGCUAUACUUAGUCUGGGACUGUUUUUCGGGGGUUUUACAAGGUGGUAGUUGUUAUUUUUGUCGAAUGACUGGAUUGAGCUUCCGAGGACACUGUGCCGGAAGGUGGGGAGAUUUUAUUGGGUUUGUCAGUUGUCUUGACUUGAAUAUAGGUCCAGGAUCAGUUUUUUGAUGUCCAGAGAUUCAGUUUGUUGUCACAAUUUGUAUGAGGUAUUGUUAACUGUCUUGUGUUGUAUGUUGAAGACAAUGUGUAGAACUGCUCCUGGUGCCAACAUUUAGUGCCAGUCUCACAUAAACAGGUGUUUCUCGGCAGGCUAUUCUUUGAACUUGUUUGGCUGUUUAUCACUCGAACUGGUGCCAUCUGUGCAGUGACUGUGUCAAUGGGUGUAUGCGAGUCGACAGGCUUCUUUGCCACAAAAGCCAUACAGGUAUAAUCGGCCAAAUGUACAGGUUUGUCUUGACUGGCAUAAACCUGUCCAUGCAGACUUACAGUUUAUUGAUUUACCAUUGAGAUUACGAAAAGGUGAACAAUAGAUGUGUCACUGUCACAGAACUAAUUUUGAUUUAUCAAUGCUGCCUUGACAGCCCUGGCCGUCAUGUACCUGGGCAAACAGUGUGAACCGAGAUCGACACUAUCAUCUUGUGAUGGGUCACAAUUUAUAUCACUUCACAUUUGACAAGGAAAGGUGAAGUCACUUUUGCUGCCAAAUAUUUUUUCUGAAACCUUUUUUCAUUAUUUCUAGAAAGUGGAUUUCUAGUGGUACAUGAUGCUGUACAGUGUAUGUUUAAAGUGUGUGUUCAGAUGUGAUCUAACGCAUGUGUGCCGCUUUAUAGUGGGUUGGGGGAUAAAGACGACAUUUUCAUGAAUGUCACAGACACAGAUCACACAGGGGUUGGAACAGAAUACAACCAAAAUAGGGAUUUGGGGACAUUUGUGUUUGUUCCAUGGGAUUGUGUACAUUGAAAUUUUGUAGAUAUGAAAUGUACAACUGUAUACUUGUCUUGUUGCCAUCGUUGCUGCUGACUAAUGGGGUUGAGGGUCAAGUUCUGCCGUCCGAGAUAUUCCACUGGAUAUUUAUAUUUAAAAUGUUUACAUGAACUCGUAACAAACUUCUUGCCUACUGCUGAUGUAUGUCUAUAGAUCUCAACUAAUUUAUUUUAGUGGCUACAUCUAGGUCUUUUAUUUGUGAUAGGCUUAGAAGAUGGGGGUAAGUUUGUUAGUGUUUGUCUAUUGAGGGAUUUCGGAAUUCUCUGCAGUGGCUACUUUGUUUUUAAUGUUUUAAAAGAAUAAAUUAUUCGAAAUGUUAUUUUAUAGAUAAAUGAUCAAUUGCAUUAUAUAUCAAUAAAACUACCAUUUUUUAUUGAAAAUGAAA
Molecule: messenger RNA, 2919 nt
Organism: Lineus longissimus
Lineage: Eukaryota; Metazoa; Nemertea; Pilidiophora; Heteronemertea; Lineidae
Exons: 7
Coding region: 362-1426 (354 amino acids)
Source: RefSeq, a predicted model, not a curated record